Adineta steineri is the source of this 5391-nucleotide messenger RNA. NCBI's taxonomy places the organism in Eukaryota, Metazoa, Rotifera, Eurotatoria, Adinetida, Adinetidae. The record is from the annotation of a GenBank genome assembly.
AUGAGCAACAAUACAUGGCAACAUCCAUAUGUUAAUAUAUUUAAACAUUUUGAUAUAGGUUCAACUAAAAAAUGUGCCAAACAAGGUGAUGUAACUGCACUCAUGGAUCGUGAUCUGAAAUCCACUGUAUUUCGUAUACGUGGUCUUGUUCCAGCAAAUAAUUAUAUACAAUUUCCUGCUCAAUUACCAAAUCAAAAUCUUGCUUUAAUUGGUCGUUUAUUCUAUAUUUUAUUUCGACCUAUAUUUGAUAAAUUUUUUUCUAUACAUAUUGAUAUUCUUACACAUGAACAACAUAUUGUACGUAUAUCAUUAUCAAAUUUAUAUCGUGAAUUAAAAGUUACACAAACAUGUAUACAAUUUCCAUAUACAUCAACAAAUACAACUAUACAUUGGACGGUGUUAUGUUUAGAUUUAGAAGCUAUUCUAUUAACACAUAUGACAAAUCAACAUUAUCAUAUGAUAAAAUCAUUUCAAUUAUGUGGAAAUAUGAUGAUUAAAAAUUGUUUUUCAUCACAAUAUUUCUAUGAACCAGGAUUAAGUAAUCAUAAAGCUAAACAAAAUGGUUUAAAAUGUUCAAAUAUUCGUUCAUUACCACGUGAAUUAUCCUAUCCAGUUGGUAAAGAUGAAUCAUGGCAUAAUAAAUAUGAUUUUAUUAUCAUACCAAAUUCAUCAUCAUUAGCAGAUGAAAAUUCGAAUAAUGUUCAAUUACAAACACCAAGAGAAUUAAUUCAAAGUGAUGAACAAACCAGUCGAUCAUUAACAGACUUAACACUUGUUACACAAAGAACAAUUUCACCGAGAGAUAGUCAGGUCAAUAAUUGGCGUACAACGAAUAAUCCUAUUGAUCGUUUUCCAUCAUUACCCACCAUGUAUGAACCUUCACUUCCUUCCGCUUCAUCACGAAAUAAUAAUGAUGGUAUUCAUCUUUUUGUCAAUCCACAAACAGUUGGUGAUGAAACGAAUUUUGAACUUCCACUUUCAACUGAUCGUUCUCAACAAUCUCAUUUAUCUGAUCCAAUACUUCGUUUACGUACUGUUAUUGGUCUAGGUAAUAGUACACAGAAUUGUACAAAUCUAUUAUGGACACAAGAUGGAAAUUAUAUUCUCUAUCCAUCGAAUGCUAUUGUUGUUCAAAUGCAUGUUGAAACUCAACAACAAUUAUUUUUUAUUGGACAUUCGGAUAAAGUGAGUGCUAUUGCAUUCAAUGGAAAUUCUUCAUUAUUAGCAACAAUACAAGCUGGACCUGAUGGUAUUCUUCGAUUAUGGAAAUUUGAAACACGUCGUUGUAUUUGUGUUGUUCGUGUACCUGGUGCAUGUAAUUUACAUGCACUUGAUUUUGGUAUUCGAAAUCUUUCAGAUUCAUCAUCAUCUCUUAUUGUUGUUGGUCAUGGUGAACAACCGCAACAAUCUCGUACGAUAGUUUGUGUUUAUAAUACAUUAAAUGCACAUAAAGGUUCAAUUGAUCUUCUAUGUCGAACAACAACCGAUGCAUCUAUAACACAUAUACGUUUUGUUCCAUAUGAUUCAACAAGAUUUGUUUCAAUUGGUUUAGAUAAUAUACGUUUUUGGCGUAUUAAAAAUGGGAAUGAUUUAAAAUCAAUGAGUAUAUCUGUUGAUGAUAUUAAUCAAUUAGAAUAUACAGAUUUACAAUUUGAACAUAUAUCAAAUAAUAAAUUAAAUGAAUUAAUUGUAUUUAUAUCAUCAAAAAGUGGUCAUAUUAUUGAAUUAUUAUAUGAUGAACGACGUGUAACAAAAAUUCAUCGUUUAUUACCAAAAAAACAUUCGAAUGGUUCAACAGAAAAGAUUACUAUGGCAAAUGGACCAUCGAUUGGUAUAUGUGCAUUUGCAUGUACAAAUACAUUUUGUAUAACAGGUUCAAAUGAUGGAUAUGUUCGUGUUUGGUCAAAUGAUUUUACACAAGUUUAUAUUGAAGCGAAACAUGAUCAAGCUAUAUGUGGUUUAAUAACAUCACAUGAUCAAACUCGUGUGUUAAUUUUAACUGUAUCAGGUUCACUUGGUAUAUUAAAUCUUGUUAAUAAAGAACAUUUAAAUUUAAUACGUGCACAUACACAAUAUGUGACAGAUAUUGAUUAUGAUGAUACAAGAAAACAAAUGAUUAGUGUUGGACAAGAUGGUACAAUAAGAAUAUGGUGUUUUCGUACAGGUAAACAAUUAUCGGAAUUUACGGCUGAACGUGAAACACCAGUGAUUGUUACAUAUGCACCCAAUCGACAAACAUUUGCAUGUGGUUUUAAUAAUGGAACAAUUAAAAUAUUUGAAAUAAAUACAUCGAUUAUAUCAGUUGAAAUUACACAUCAUACAACGGGUAUUACUGGUUUAAUCUAUGCUCAUAAUGGUGGACGUUUAAUAAGUAGUGAUGAAGAAGGCAAUUUAUGUUUAUUAGAUGCGAAUGAUAAUUAUAAAUUACAACGAACAGUAGCAAAAGCUUUAUCAAUAUUACAUAAAGGCAUAUCAACAUUAUCAAUAAGUUCGGAUGGUAAACAUACAGCAUAUGUUGGACCAACAGAAUUUGUUGUAACAAUUGUUGAAACAAAUAGUUUAAAUCAAACACUUCGAAUUGAUAUAAGUAGUUGUACAUCGAUUAGUAAUGAUCGACGAUCGAGUUCAUCAACUGAUGCAGCUUUAUUUGUUCGUUUUGCACCUAAUCGACAAUUAUUAGUUGCAACAACAAAUUUCAAAUUACUUAAAUUCGAUUCUUAUUCAGGAAAACUUCUAAAUAUUAUAAGUAAUGUACACAAACAAUCAUUUGAUUGUCUUGCUUUAUCAUCCGAUAGUCAAUAUUUAGUUACGAGUGGUGAUAAUAUGCUUAAAUUUUGGGAUGAUAUUAACUUUCAAAGUUUUGUUGGCCAUUCUGAACCAGUACGAAAAGUUUUUUUUACAGAUGAUAAUAUGCAUAUUGUAAGUAUUGGAGAUUCAAUAUUUAUUUGGGAUGUACUUGCAUGGACAACGCCUCGACCAAAUGUAUUUAGUAAUACACAAUACAUUGUUCCUCCUUUGAAAAAUAUUGAACGUGCAUCUAUACGAUUUCCAUCGGAUAAUAAUGGACAACCAAGAAAUCCACCUGAACCAUUUCAAUAUACUCAGCAAACGAAUGAAAAUACUGCACGAGCUGUAACACGAUCAUUAUCAAAUUGUGAACUUAAUACAACAACAAGUAUAUCUCAUGGACAUAAAAAAAAUCAGAAUAAAAAAUUACCAAUAAAACAAAUCGAUCGUAAUCUACCAACAAUUCGACGUCAUUUUAUUCAACGAAUUAAUCAUUCACAAUUAGCCAAAAAACGAUAUGUUGCACCAGCUAAUCAAGAAAGUCUUAAACUUCAAUCUAUAAUUGGUUAUAAUGGUAAUGGAAGAGAAAAUGUUGUUUGGCAUGCACAAUCUGGUUUUUUUGCUUAUACUGUCGGUUGUAAUAUCAUUGUAGAAAAUCUUAAUAAUAAUCAUCAAACAAUUUUAACUGGUCAUACGGAAGAAAUCUCAACAUUAGCAUUAUCAAAUGAUGUUACUAUGUUAGCUAGUGCACAAUGUUCAACUACAAUGAAUAAAGACGAAUUACAAACAAAGAUUAUUAUUUGGGAUAUAAAAAUGCUUCGACAAAAAUUAUUUCUUCAUCAGUCAGUUUAUGCAAUUCAAUCAAUGGCUUUUUCAAGAGAUGAUCGUUUUCUUCUUACGAUGGGUGAUUAUCGCAAAGCACAUCUUACUUUAUGGUCAACACAAGAUUUUACUAGUUUAUUGAAUUGGUCUGAUGAAUCAUCUUCAGCUUAUAUAAAUUGUCUUGCUUGGAAUCCAAUGCGUGCUAAUGAAUUUUGUCUUGGUUGUUCAAAUAAUCUUAUACGUUUUUGUACAAUUAUUGAACAAACAAAUAAUACAAAUUUAAAAUUACAAGUUAUUAAUGGACAAAUGCCAUCAUCAAUAAGUGAAUCGACAAAAAAAAUCUGUGAAAUAACUUCAUGUAUCUAUUUAAUUUCAACAACAAAUCUUGUUUUAUGUUCAACAAAUUGUGGUUUUAUAACAUGUUGGAAUACACGUACAAAUACAUGUCUUCUACAUUGGAAAGCUGAUGCAAAUGAAAUAUGUUAUAUGGCAACAAUUAAACAUAAAUUAAUUACAGGUUCAUCAACGGGUUGUUUACGUUUAUGGAAUACAGAAAAUCUUGAAGUCAAUUUAGGAUUACCAAAUAUGACGGAUUCAAAUUAUGGUUUAACAAUACAAGAUGAAUUUCAACUUGAUGAUGGAAUUAUUAGUGGAUCAUUUGAUAAUAUAUUUGAUAUGGGUAUUGUUGGUACAACAUGUGGUUCAUUAUGGUAUAUUUGUUGGACAACAGAACGAUCAAAAACUCGUCUUGUUGCUUCACAUACUGAUCGUAUAACAGGUGUUAUACCUAUUGAAGAUACUCAUGUUGUAACAAGUAGUCUUGAUGGUACAAUAAGAAUAUUUCAAUUAGAAGAUCGAAAUGAAAUUCUUCGUUUUGAUGCUAAUGGAUUAAAAGUAACUUGUUUAACAUCGUGGGAUAAUUCAAUUAUACCAACAAUUGAUUCAUCUGGAACAACAAGUCCAAUUAAAAAUAUUCGUACAACUAUUCGAUCAAUUGUUGCUGGUUAUAAUGAUGGUACAAUACGAAUUUUUAAUCUUCUUCACGGUCAAAUGGUGCUUAAAUUACAUCCACAUACAUCAUCAAUAUGUGCUAUUAAUGCACCUGUGAAUGCUACUGUAAGUCUUUCUGGUGCAUCGGAUGGUUCUGUUGCAAUAUCAAAUCUUGCUCAAGGUAUUGUUUUACGUGUGUUAAAUGAUCAUCGUGGUAAUGCACCAAUAUGUAUGAUUGAUUCGAAAUAUAUCUCAGAAAAUAAUUCAUAUAUGUGGUUAAUUGCCAGUCAUGAUCGACGUGUUAGUUUAUGGAAAGGCAAUCAACAAUUUGAUUUUUGUCAAUUAAUUGAUUGGUUAACAUUUUCUGCACCAUCAUUUGCACCUGAUGGAACAACACAUGAUAAUAAUAAUUGGCAAUCAUAUCCACCAAGUUUAGCUCGAUUUAUUGAUUCAAAUCUUUUAAUGUAUAUUGGUUAUGGAAUAGAAAAAUCUAUUCAAAUUUAUAAUCUUGAUACGAAACAAAUCGUUCGUACAAUACCAUUAAAUCAAUGGUGUUCUUGUUUUGAUUUAUCUAGUUUAAAUAUUGAUGAUGAUGAAAAUCGUUUAAUAGCAAUUGGUACAAAUGAUCGUUUAGUACAAUUAAAAGAUUAUGCUCAGGGUACAUUUCAGGAUUUUAUUGGUAACAGUGAUACUUUAUUAAAUAUUAAAUUUAUAAGGAAAAACAAAUCUCAUGGUUUAUUAAUAACAACAUCAUCAAAUGAAAUUUUUGUUUGGAAAGUACUUUUAACUUAG